Anastrepha ludens (Mexican fruit fly) is the source of this 748-nucleotide messenger RNA. It is a transcript of the gene Burs, whose product is annotated as bursicon. Gene Ontology annotation, biological process: animal organ morphogenesis. Bases 95 to 649 code for a protein of 184 amino acids. The transcript has 3 exons. The record is from RefSeq and is a predicted model, not a curated record. Gene Ontology annotation, molecular function: BMP binding; receptor ligand activity. Lineage: Eukaryota; Metazoa; Arthropoda; Insecta; Diptera; Tephritidae.
ACGGGAAUCGUUUAUUGGAAAAUAUUGCGUUAUUGACAAAAGAGGCGAAUAUUCCUUUGGAUUUUUAAUCAUAUUGAGGGAUAAAAUAGUGAAAAUGUUAAGCAAGUCGAGGCGUGGCAUUGGUGCGGCUUCACAAAGAACCUCAACUGGUUCUAAUCGCCGCUUCGUUGCGUUGGUUAUUUUCUAUUGCAUUUAUUUCAUCUUCAUACGAUUAGGUGUUACACAAGCUGAGGAAGCCCUCAUUUCGGCUGAUAACGAUAUAUCUCACAUCGGGGACGAUUGUCAAGUAACACCCGUUAUACAUGUGCUUCAAUAUCCUGGCUGUGUACCGAAACCAAUACCAUCGUUUGCCUGUGUCGGUCGCUGCGCUAGUUACAUACAAGUCUCCGGUAGUAAAAUCUGGCAAAUGGAGCGUUCCUGUAUGUGUUGUCAGGAGUCUGGUGAACGUGAAGCUGCAGUCUCGCUAUUCUGUCCCAAAGCCAAACAUGGCGAACGCAAAUUCAAAAAAGUGCUCACGAAAGCGCCACUAGAGUGUAUGUGUCGUCCAUGUACCUCCAUUGAGGAGUCUGGUAUUGUGCCGCAGGAAAUCGCCGGGUACUCUGAUGAGGGUCCUUUGAAUAAUCACUUCCGUCGCAUAGCUUUGCAGUAGGUCAAAUAAAUGAUAAUAUGCCCGUUUUAUAACACAUAUGCAUAUGUUUUCAGUUUAGCAAAAAUUGGAAAUGAAAAUUAUAAUUCAAAUAUAAAUAAA